AUGCUGCUUUUCGGGAAGCAAGACAGCGCCGCCACCAAGACGCCCAGUCCGGUCCUAGCAGACCUCCAGUCUCGCGAAGACCAGAGGGACCUUGACCACUCUAUCAAGGACCUCACCGCCGCCGAGAAGGCCCAUGACAAAAGCGUCAAGGCUGCAUACAACGCCCAUCGCGCCGUCGACCAGGCCAUCGAGAACGAGUAUGAAACUGCCAAGGCCCUUAACCGCGCUACCCACAACCACGAGGUCGCCAUAUCCAACGAGCAGAACGCGAGGAUCACCGCGGAGGUAGGCCGAUCCGAGUCUCCCCACCUCCAACAAGGCCUCGAGCAGAAGGGCCGGCACCUCGAUGAAUUGCACCAGCGCAAGGCGCACAACGAUGUACGUGCCCCGCCUCAGUCGUGCUGA
Molecule: messenger RNA, 405 nt
Organism: Trametes versicolor FP-101664 SS1
Lineage: Eukaryota; Fungi; Basidiomycota; Agaricomycetes; Polyporales; Polyporaceae
Exons: 3
Coding region: 1-405 (134 amino acids)
Source: RefSeq, a predicted model, not a curated record